Molecule: messenger RNA, 681 nt
Organism: Ogataea parapolymorpha DL-1
Lineage: Eukaryota; Fungi; Ascomycota; Pichiomycetes; Pichiales; Pichiaceae
Product: Transcription initiation factor TFIID subunit 10
Exons: 1
Coding region: 1-681 (226 amino acids)
Biological process (GO): transcription initiation at RNA polymerase II promoter
Cellular component (GO): nucleus; SAGA complex; transcription factor TFIID complex
Molecular function (GO): RNA polymerase II general transcription initiation factor activity; promoter-specific chromatin binding
Source: RefSeq, a predicted model, not a curated record
AUGAGUGACGAACAUCCAGAUCAACAGGGCAACCUGUUCAGUGCUCAAGACGUAGAGGAGCUCGGUGACGACGACCAAUUGGAUGAAGAAAUGAAUGAAGACAUGGGAAACAAUCCCCACGAAGAGCAACACAACCAGGAACAGGAAGAGGACCCAGCCUUGGCGAAAAUGCCUCCCAUUUUGCCCCAGUUCCCUGACCUCACCAGAAGUGACAAGACGCUGGAAGAGGUGCUGCAAAUGAUGGACGACGAGGAGUUCACACCGAUCAUCCCAGACAGUGUCACGGACUACUAUCUGGCCAAAAAUGGGUUUCAAACAUCGAACGUGAAGAUCAAAAGGCUUCUGGCGCUGGCGACACAGAAGUUUGUGAGUGACAUUGCUACCGACGCAUACGAGUAUUCCCGAAUCAGAUCGAACACAGCGGUGUAUAACUCGUCCAAUCCACACGUCAGGGCCCGUGCCCUGAUGAUGGCGACAUCAAACAUGGCAAAUGCACCGGAUGAAUCGGUGGAAAACGGUGUUCAGGGGGCUUCUGGGUCUGCAGGCGAAGGCCAGUCAAGUACGGCAUUAAGUGGAGGUAACCAACAGCACAACCAGAAAGUUACCUUGACGAUCGACGAUCUCAGCAGCGCUCUAGAUGAGUACGGCCUCAAUAUCAACAGACCACAGUUCUACAGGUGA